Cuscuta epithymum is the source of this 5349-nucleotide messenger RNA. The record is from the annotation of a GenBank genome assembly. NCBI's taxonomy places the organism in Eukaryota, Viridiplantae, Streptophyta, Magnoliopsida, Solanales, Convolvulaceae.
UUCUCGCAGUUCCCGAAGCUUUAAACUCUUGGAUGGAAGAAUACGCUCUCGAAUCCAAAUUCAGUCAACAGUCAUCCAAGUUUCACAGUUUAGUCAUCUUCAGCCUCCAUUUUACCGAACAAAGCUCUGUCUUUCUUCUUCAAGCAGUUGGUAUAGCCCUCAAGCACCAGUUUCCUUUCUGCAUCUCUAAACUAUCCACUUCGGUAUGAACUGACGCGUAAACAUCGCGUUUUGUAGUUCAUUUGCUGGGUGAAGCUCGAUCUCAGCUUGGAAAGGCGUGGUUUAGUGUUUGAGACGCUCGAAUUGUCGUUCCCCCGACUCUUUGAAAAGUUAAUUAGGGUUCCCGAGAUCCGUCAACUGUAAAUUUUGACGACUGAUAAGUCUUUCCUGCAGCAUACCAUCUUUCGUAUCUGAGCAGGUUGGUUGACAGGGGCGCUGUAUUGGUGGUGGAAGUAGACCUGGGAUUGAAGUUGAAUAUGGGAUUUAUGCUGAUGUUCGUUUUACUCCCGGGCCCAGAUUGAAGUGUUUGGUGACAAACUAGGGUUUUGCAUUGUAAAGGUUUGAAUUGGUAUUUGUUGUUGACUUCUUGGUUUGGCUGUAGAGUAGAGGACUGCAGCUUCAAGCACGUAUCUUUAAAGAUAAGAAUUUGCGGUUCUGUUGGUGUUGUAAGAGUUUCUCCGUUAGGCAGUAGAGUAGAAAUAGAAAAGAAAUGUUCUAUUCGCAGUUUAUACUCGCUAAAAAGGGUCCUUUAGGGACCAUAUGGAUAGCUGCACAUCUGGAGAGAAAGCUAAGAAAGAAUCAGAUUGCUGAUACUGAUAUUGGCGUCUCUGUAGACACAAUUCUUUCCCCUGAUGCUCCAAUUGCUCUCCGUUUAUCUAGCCAUCUUCUGCUUGGUGUUGUGAGGAUAUACUCUAGAAAGGUGAACUACCUUUUUGAUGACUGUAGUGAGGCGUUGCUCAAGGUCAAACAAGCUUUUCGCUCAACAGCUGUGGAUUUACCUCCGGAAAAGUCUAAGGCACCAUACCACUCUAUCACAUUGCCCGAGACUUUUGAACUUGAUGAUUUUGAACUUCCAGACAUUGACAUUAUUCACGGUAACUAUGUAGACCAUCAUGUGAGCUCAAAAGAGCAAAUUACACUCCAAGACCCCAUGGAAGGUGUUGCUUACUCCACAUCUAAAUUUGGACCAGAUGAGAGGUUUGGUGAUGGCGAUACUUUAGGCUUAGACUUUGAUGAGGAAUUGUUUUUGGACAAUGUUGCUGCCACAGGAGAUGCUGGUGUAAGUGUUGACGCUCAAGUGUCUGUUGAACCUAUGACGCCUUUGAAGCAAGAUGAACUUCAUGAUGCUAUGGCUGCAAAUUCAGAGAGCAUGGUUGAUGGUGCUGAAGGAGAUACUGAUUUUGUGGAGUAUGCACAUGCCCCAUGCACCCCUGGGCUAGCAGAGGAGCCAAAUUUAUCUAACAUUCAAGAGACUUCUGCAUGUGAUGACCAUUUAGAAAAUGAGUAUCAGAAUCCAACUAAAUCAAUCAUAGAAGGACGCGUGCAUAAUAUUCCCUUGGGAGAUGAUGUUUGUGAUGGGAGUAGUCUUACCAGGCAUAUGCCUAUGCCUAAUAAUGCACAUCCUGAUGCAGUCUCAGAUACCCAGUUUGAGGAGAAUGGAUGCCAUUCAGGAGCUGUACAGUUUCCAUCUUCUGAAGUUGCUUUUGAAUGUUUUCCAUUGGAUAACCACACUUUGGUGUCUGAAACACCAGCUCAUGUUAAUCCGGUCAGUGCCCCUUUGCAAGAGUUAACUGAUGAGACUGUUAAGCCAUCUGAUGACCCCAAAGAGGCGGAAAUAACUCAGAAUCAGAUUUUUGACAAUGACAAGGUGGACAUAUCUUCACACAGUGGCUUGGACAAAGACUACCCAAGUCACGAUAGAAUUAAUUUGAAAGAAAAUGCAUGCAAUAUUCCUGGUUUAAAGAGUAUUGAAUUUUCAGUUUCAGUUGAUGCUAUGCAAGUCUAUCAGACAUCACCUAAUGGACAUGAACCAGAAAUUCAUCAAGAGCGAAUAAAUUCCAUCAAUUUAAUGAACUCAGCCCAAUUUCACAUUCUGAAACCAUGCAGUGCUCAGAACCAAGCUGACACAUCAAAACCAUGCAGUGAACACCUUGAUCUUGAGAUACAAUCUGAUUGUAAUGGCCUCUAUUCUCCUAAAACUUCUGAAGUAGACAUCUCAUCUACUUUAGAGCCUUCUAUUGUCCAAGGUGAGACAUGUCCUCUUACCAAGAAUUUCGAACAUAUAUGUUGUGAGAAUCACGAGGAAGGGCCUAAACUGUGCGGAGUCGGUCAGGCAAGUAGUGAGAAAUCAAAUGUUCUAGUGGAGGAUGUCGCUGUCAUUUCUGCGCAUUGCCCAGAACAAAAUCCAUGUAACUCAGCUCUUCAAGAAGUGCCUAAACUGUGCGGAGUCAGUCAGGCAAGUAGUGAGAAAUCCAAUGUUUUAGCGGAGGAUGUUGCUGUCAUUUUUGCGCAUUGCCCAGAACAAAAUCCAUGUAACUCAGCUCUUCAAGAAGUGCCUAAACUAUGCGGAGUCAGUCAGGCAAGUAGUGAGAAAUCAAAUGUUCUAGCGGAGGAUGUCGCUGUCAUUUCUGCGCAUUGCCCAGAACAAAAUCCAUGUAACUCAGCUCUUUCUGAUCUUCCAACACCUGAGAAAUUUGUGUCUGUACCAGGAGGAGUUGUUGAUUUACAAAGAGGUGUUUUAGUAGAGGAUUCACAAGGAUUGUCAGGUAGGAUUAAUGACACUUGUCCUAGUGAUUCCAAAUUCAUAUCUGGAAGAAAGCGCAGUUAUACUGAAAGCACACUAACAGAACAAAGUCUAAACUCAUUUGAAUCGUCAAGGAUGACCCAUUCCAGAACCACAGAACUUAUUCCCAAUGAUGAAGAUUUGUUGUCUUCGAUACUCGCGGGGAAAAGAUCAUCAACCCUGAAAUUUAAGCCCACUCCUCAUGAUAAGUCAUCUAUCAAACGCCGUCGCAUUGCCCGGACUAGUAUUUUAAAGAGGAAAGUGCUUAUGGAUGUUACCAUGGUGUUGCAUGGGGAUACUAUACGGGAACAACUAACUUAUACUGAAGAUAUACGUCGUGUACGCAAGAGAGCUCCUUGUACAUGCUCUGAAAUUUCAUUGAUAGAGAAGCAAAUAUUGGAAGAUCAAAUUUUCAGUGAAACAUUAUUAACUGGUGUUUCAAUGGAAUUGGGGUGUUUGCAAAAGGAAACCUUUGAUCUGAUGGGUAUCAAGGUCUUGCAAAAUGUUCAAAGGGAAAAUGAUCCAAAGCAAACAUCUGUGCCUGAUGAAAACAGUAAGACAUUGGGCAUCCAAAUUUCUGACAAGUUUGAUGGACCACAUACUACGAGGGAAAAUGAGAGUGGAGGUGCUGAUGAAUCUUCAGUAAGAAGAGACGAUGGAGAUGUAGAUGCUGUCCUUGCCACAAACAAGCAGGGUGAACAUGACAACCAAUCUUUAGAUGAUAAUAAUGCCUCCCAGAUGCUCAUGGACACCACUGUCGAUGUAGAUGAAGCUCGUGCUUUACAACUUGAGUUUUCAGGAAAUGCAGUUGAGGCAGAAAUUGAUAUAGCAAAAAACACGGCUUUGGCUGGAGUUGAGUUUCUAUGCCAUACUAAUGGUGCUUCGGGUGACUUAGCUGAAGCUAAUGCUUCUCAAUGUGAGGUUUCUGGUAAUGCAGUCGAGGUAGGGAUUGAACAAGUUAACAACUCAUUAUGUGAUGAAUUGGCUGGAUUUGGGUCUCUAUACCCUACAGAUGGUGUUUUAGCUAAAGCUAAUGCUUCUCAACUUGAACAUUCUGGAAAUGCUGUUGAUAUGGAACUUGAUCAAACAAACACUUCACUUGACGAUGCAGAAAACAAUGCUUUGGCUGGAGUUGAGUGUCUUUACCGUAUGCAUGAUGUUUUAGCCGAUGCUAAUGCAUCUCAACUUGUGUUGUCUGGAAUUGGAAUUGACUCAGGAUUCGACCAAACAAACGCUUCAAUCGAUACUGAUAAUGCUGCUUCGGCUGGAGUAGGGUUUCGAUACCCUUCUGAUGCUGCGUUGGGUAUUUCAUCUGCGUUGGUAGUCACUGAUUGCAAUGCAUCUAAUGGCCUGGAUUCCUCUAUGCAGUUAAAUGGAUCUUGCAUGUCAAAUGAGCACAUGAUGGGUAAUGAAGAUUUUGUGCCGACAAACAUGAGCUGUGAUAAACUCAUUAAUGAUAAUAAUCUUCUAGAAGGUAACACUGUUGAUAUCGCUGAAGUUGAAAAUUACCCCCGAGCCAAGGAAGGUGUAUCAUCGGGUGUAGCCCAAGUUGAUGCUGAAAUUGAAGCUAAUAAAGAUAUCAGAGCAGAAUAUGAUCCCCAGUUCGUGACUAAUAAUGUUAUAUGUGGUGAGAACCUUACAGUAGAUGACACCACAGGUGCUGGAGAAAUUCCUUCUGAACAGGAAACUUAUCUACAAAGCUUGUUUGAUGGAGAAGAAACUGUUAUAGAGCUUAAUGUUCCAGAUGUGCAGGUUCCAAAUUACUCUGGUGCUAUGAAUGAUACAGGGUUCCUAAAUGACGAUAAUGAUGGCGAUGAAGAAGAAGCUGGAGAGGCCGGUGAUGGUACGUUUGAUGCUGAAAAAGCAUGUUCAAUUGAAAACAGUGGGUGGUCUUCCCGUACUAGAGCUGUUGCCAAGUAUCUCCAGACUGUGUUUAGCAAGGAAACAGAACAUGGAAGGAACACUAUUUCCUUGGACAGCCUUUUGGCUGGCAAAACACGCAAGGAAGCUUGUAGGAUGUUUUUUGAAGCUUUGGUUCUUAAAACAAAAGACUACAUCCACGUGGAGCAGGCAAUUCCAUGCGAUGAUAUUACUAUACAGCCACGGAUGCAGCUGAUGAGAUCAGAGUUUUGAACAGAUGUUGAUGUAGGAAAAAGCAUGUAAAGUUUGUGAAAUCAUUUGCUAAUCUGUUUUCUUACUGAUUUAUGGCCUACGUUGACAUAGUUCAUAAGGCCGAAAAUCACGGAAUGCCAAUUGUCAUUUUUUGUUUCUUUUUGGGGGGUGGAGGUGGAGGUGGCAUUACCCCUGUUCCCAGUUAAAUUAAAUUAAAAUUAAAUAGCAUAGAGCAGUAGAAGCGUAGCUGGUCAUUAAUGCAAGUAUUGCGACACUUGACUGUAUUACUAUUUAUACAUUACAUAUAUGUAUAUAAGGCUAUAAGCUGUAAAAUUACAUCUUCUGGGAUUGACAGUACUUGCGUGAUAUGAACAGUUCAGUGUUCAUAAAUCAUCUGGUCUUCCGCCUUAAGUUGGAACCUUGAGAAAUGGGAAAUACAUUUUCAACCCACGUUC